GAGCACCAGAGCACUAGAUGAUUUAACCUACACCGGUGGACCUUUCUAUGGAAAAAUUAACUAUAAUUAACAGAAAAUUCAAUCAACACCAACGAAAAACAGAGAAAUAAUGAUUUUGUGAGUUUUUUGAGGCAGAUAUUAAUCAAGAGUGAAAUUGUCGUCGCAGAUAAUUAUGAUUCAAGGAUACAAAACCCUCUGCUGCGUGGGGUCUCGACUGUCCCCAGUGUUAUCUUCACGUUUUGCCUCGACUCUGACAAAACCAGAAGCCAAAAAAAAUCGAAAUGAUCUCUUCGAAUCGGAGAAGCGUCGCCAGGUCGCAUCAGUGGGUAGAAUCGAGAAGAUCAAGGUGAUUUAUCACGGGCCAGAGGAUGAGAUCACUCUCCUCAUGAACAAGGACCUGUCAACGCCCCACGACUGUGCGAUGCACAUUUCCGAUGGUGUCACCAAGACAUCAGCCCUGGCCUCAGUCGAUGGAGCUCCUUGGGAUCUUCACAAACCAUUAGUAUCAGACUGUAACCUCAUACUCUCCAGCAUGCGAACUCCAAACGACAGAUCAGUAAACAACGCCUUUUGGAGGACGUGUUCUCUGAUGCUGGGGGCUGUCGUUGAUUCAGCCUUCAAGGACGACAUCCCUUGCCACCUCCACAGCUUCACGUCACCAAAUAUCAAGUCUGGGAGUUUCAUUUACGAUGUUCACCUGGAGUUGCCUGAUUGGAAUCCUACGGAGGCUGAAUUGCGAUCAUUAUCCAGUCUUUUUACUAAACUCAUUCGUGAGGAACUCCCAAUUGAGCGUUUGGAGAUUGGAAAGGACAUGGCUUUGGAGAUGUUUCAAGAGAAUCCCUUCAAAACCAAACAGAUCCCUAAUAUUGCGCAGAACAACGAGGGGAAGAUCGUGGUCUAUCGAGUUGGGGAUCACAUUGACAUCAGCAAGGGGCCAAUGAUUGGCAACACUAGACUCGUUGGCAGAUGCACGAUUGGCGCUAUUCAUAAAAUUCAGAAUGACGCGGGGGAGAAUCUCCACAGGUUCCAGGGCGUUGCUUUACCCAGUGGAAUAAUUGUUAAUCAUGUCAUCUAUGGGCUCAUGGAGGAGAGGGCCAAGAAGUUCAAUCAGACCGUCUGGAUGCCUCAGAGAUUGGAUCACGAGGAUUCUGUUGCUGUUGCUGCUAACAAUUAAGCGAUUUUUCAUGGUAAUUGUGUAAAUAAAAUCAGGUCGAACACUU
Fopius arisanus is the source of this 1220-nucleotide messenger RNA. It is a transcript of the gene mRpL39, whose product is annotated as mitochondrial ribosomal protein L39. Gene Ontology annotation, molecular function: RNA binding; nucleotide binding. The coding region runs from base 173 to 1174 and encodes 333 amino acids. The record is from RefSeq and is a predicted model, not a curated record. Gene Ontology annotation, cellular component: mitochondrion. NCBI's taxonomy places the organism in Eukaryota, Metazoa, Arthropoda, Insecta, Hymenoptera, Braconidae. The transcript has 2 exons.